This is a messenger RNA of Seminavis robusta, 423 nucleotides long. The record is from the annotation of a GenBank genome assembly. NCBI's taxonomy places the organism in Eukaryota, Bacillariophyta, Bacillariophyceae, Naviculales, Naviculaceae.
AUGUUGUCUCGAGCGGCAAGCACCAUUGGUAGGACAUCGGUUCGACGAAUGCGUCGAGGGCCAUCCACCACUACAACAGCGGUAGUGCAGAGGCGUACCAUGGGUGGAGGAGGUGCCGCCAUGGAGGGCAGCCCUGCCAUGAUGGGCACGGCUGCAGAAGUCUUUGGAGUGAUUUGUUGGUUGUGGGUCUUUAGCAGGGCUCGUGAGGAUUUGCCAUGGAUCUUGGGAUUCCGACACCCUUGGGAUCACGUAGAGGAUCCUUUUGCCCCUCACGAUUCUCAUGGUCACGGCUCAGCUUCCAAAGAGGAGACUAUUGCGAGCUGGGACAAGUUUAAUGCGAGAUCCAUCAAGCCUGGCGAAGACGAUGAUGAUGAUGACGACGAGGAUGAAGACGAUGAUGACGACGAUGAUGAUGACGAGUAG